AUGCUGCAGCUCGGCCUCUCCAAGGUGGAGAAGAAAGUACACAUGGCUGGGAUCAUUAGGCAUUACAAGCUCCUCGAAAUGGUUGCUGAGCAAGGAGUGGAAUUUCAUUCAACUGUACUCAACCUUUGUCGUGCCUAUUCUGAAUUUAGGCCAGUGCAUGGAGAUGGAGAGUGUUUCUACAGGAGCUUCAUAUUUUCCUUGAUCAAGUUCUUCAUAGGCAGGAUACACAUGAGGAACACCGUCUUCUUUCUCGUCUUGCUGUGUUUUGGGUACCGGUCACCACUUUGCAGCCACGAGCCCACUGCCCAUUCUGGUACGCUGUUGCUUACUGGUAUAAGCUGCACAGACAAGUGUUAUGUUGGUCAACUACUGUCCUCAGACGACGGCAGCAAGCUCAAGAUGCUGCUACUCAACCGCGGUUAUCCACGCUAUUUGCCCUCUUCCCUCACUAGGAGUCUAGGACGGAAGCUUGAACUGGUGGCCCCUAGCAUCCCCUCUGAUCUGCAGGAGACUACUGAGGAUAUGAGGACAAGUGGAGAAGCACUAGCAUUCAUUGGAUUUGAGGAACAGGAUACUGUCAAACUGUAG
Messenger RNA from Miscanthus lutarioriparius, 588 nucleotides. The record is from the annotation of a GenBank genome assembly. Lineage: Eukaryota; Viridiplantae; Streptophyta; Magnoliopsida; Poales; Poaceae.